Molecule: messenger RNA, 1449 nt
Organism: Orbilia oligospora ATCC 24927
Lineage: Eukaryota; Fungi; Ascomycota; Orbiliomycetes; Orbiliales; Orbiliaceae
Exons: 2
Coding region: 1-1449 (482 amino acids)
Molecular function (GO): flavin adenine dinucleotide binding; oxidoreductase activity
Source: RefSeq, a predicted model, not a curated record
AUGGCUCCGAAACACUUCAAGUUCAUAAUCCUAGGCUCUGGUCAGGCUGCACCACCACUGGCUACCGCUUUGACCACAGCACACGGGAAAGGUUCCACACUCAUUGUCGAAAAGGCAUUCAUCGGUGGAACAUGUGUCAAUUACGGAUGUACGCCUACGAAGACCAUGAUCUCAAGUGGAAGGGUAGCACACCUUUCUGCUCGGGGAAAUGAUUAUGGGAUUGCCACUGCUGUUGCGGAGAAGGGAUCUAUUAGUGGACUUGUGGAUAUGGAGAAAGUGAGGCAGAGGAAGAGGGAUAUCGUUGCUUCUUUUAGGGGUGGGAACGAAGGGAGAUUGGAGAAGGCGGGAGUGGUGGUGAAAUACGGAACUGGGAGGUUUAUUGCUCCCAAAAUCGUAUCUGUGAAGAAUAGGGAUACCAAUCAGGAAGAGGAGUAUUCUGCCGAUACGAUAUUUAUCAAUACGGGGUGUCGACCUGCGGAACCAAAACUUCCGGGGAUUGAGACGGUCGACGCCGCAAGGGUUUUGGAUUCUACGUCUAUUAUGGAAUUAGGUGAAGUUCCAGGGAAGUUAAUUGUGGUUGGAGCCGGGUAUGUGGGAUUGGAGUUUGGACAGUUGUUUAGGAGACUUGGUGCCGAUGUUACCGUUGUCGGAAGGGACAAACAGGUUUUGGCGAGAGAGGAUCAGGAUAUUGCCGAUGAAAUGGGGAAAAUAUUGGUAGAAGAUGGGAUUGAACUGCAACUUGGGAUGGAUACAGUACGACUUGAAGCCGUGAAUGAGGGGGGUAUGAAGAUCAGACUGGUUUAUAAACCAACAGAUGGUGGGGAAGAACGAAGUGUAUUGGGGUCACAUAUCCUUUGGUCUGCUGGAAGGGUUCCCAAUACUGAUAUGCUAGAUUCUGAUAAAGCGGGUGUUCGGAUUGAUAGAAAGGGGUUUGUAGAAUGCGAUGAAUACUUACAGACCGCGGCAGAAGGGACCUAUGUUUUGGGAGAUGUCAAGGGAGGCCCGGCUUUUACGCAUAUAUCGUAUGACGACUUUCGCAUUCUCAAGAAUAACAUACUAUCGUCUAGCUCUCCGAAGCUAUCAACAAAGGAUAGAAUGGUCCCAUACACCGUCUACACAGACCCUCAAUUAGGUCAUAUUGGCCUUCACGAGAAUGAAGCACGCAAAAUCUAUCCAAAUCGAAAUAUUAAAGUCGCAAAGAUGCCAAUGACAUGGGUCGCUAGGGCAUUGGAAACGGAUGAAACCAGAGGAAUGAUGAAAGCAGUUGUUGAUGGUGAUACAGAAGAGAUAUUAGGGUAUACUUGCUUGGGAAUUGAAGGCGGGGAGAUGAUGAGUAUGGUACAGAUUGCCAUGAUGGGAAAAGUUGGGUAUUCGAGGUUGAGAGAUGCGACUUUUGCACAUCCUACUUUGGCGGAGAGUUUGAAUAAUCUUUGGGGAAGUUUGGAGUAA